Rhineura floridana is the source of this 5290-nucleotide messenger RNA. It is a transcript of the gene TDRD7, whose product is annotated as tudor domain containing 7. The coding region runs from base 322 to 3624 and encodes 1100 amino acids. Lineage: Eukaryota; Metazoa; Chordata; Lepidosauria; Squamata; Rhineuridae. Gene Ontology annotation, biological process: lens morphogenesis in camera-type eye; lens fiber cell differentiation; spermatogenesis. The transcript is spliced from 17 exons. The record is from RefSeq and is a predicted model, not a curated record.
UUCUUAAACCUCCUCCUCUGUUGCUGCAGUACUUCCUGGAGUCUUCACUCUGCAGGGGGAGGGGAGCCUCCUGUUCAUCCCCUGAAUCUGCUUGAAAGGCUUCAGCCGGGACCUGGACAUUCUCCAGCUGGGGAAGAGUUGGAGUUGCAUCCUCAGGGAUUCCAUUUGUUCCUUCUUCUGGGUCUGGUGCUGCUGCCUCUUCCUCCUCCUCCGAGUCCUCCGAAGGGGCCAUGACACCCAGCAAAUUAAGGUUUGCGUAAACCUAGUAUGGAAAUGAAAUCUAACGGUGGUUUCCAACUCUAGUUUGUGGUCAAGGUGAAAAUGCAGGAAGCGGAUCUAGUUGCAAAAAUGCUCCGAGCUGUUCUCCAGACCCAUAAAAACGGAGUGCCCUUUUCCCGUUUGCAGGGGGAAUAUAAAUCUUUAACUGGAGACUGGAUUCCUUUUAAGCAGCUGGGGCAUCCUACUCUAGAAGGAUAUAUAAAAAGCAUCCCUGGAGUUGUUAGGAUUGAAAUUGGUAAAACUGGUGAGGUGACUUGUCAUGCGGUCAUUUGCCAGGAGACAGCAAGAAUUGCUCAGUUAGUUGCUCGCCAGCGAACUUCCAACAAGAAAUCAGGCCGGCAAGUCAACUGCAGCAUGAGGCUGAAAAAAAUAGUGCCACUCGCCUCAGUAGGCAAGCCAAAGGGUACUCUGAGGAAGACAGGAUUCAUGAAUUUCACAGAGGAAACUAGUAGAUCUACUCUCCCGCUGUUGAGAAGCAAGGGAAGCUGUACCGUUGUUAGACCUAGUAUGAGCACUGCACCGUAUCCUCUGUCCCCAGAAUUUGGAAAUCCUAUGCCUAAAGAAGUCUUAAAUCAAGGACACCUGGCUGUGAUGAACAGCCCUGAGAGAAGACCAACACUUCCACCACGGUUUCAGAAGGAGCUUAAAGUUCAUCUCUCAAAAAGCGUACCUGUGGACAUCAAUGAAAAUGCGAAAGAAACGAAACAACUUGUGCCACUUCACCCUCCUUGUCAGUCAAAUACUGAUAUAUAUGAGAUUCAGAGAAGAAUUAAAGAGAUUCUAAAUCGAUACAGCAAUGGAAUAUGUUUAUCAAAGAUACCACAUGUGUACAGAGAGGCGUAUCAGGAGGACUUAAAUACAGCUUUGCUCCCUCAGUGUGAAUACUGGCCUCACAUUUGUGUGACAGAGAAGGUAUGUUGUGGUGGCCUUAGGGAUGUAUUCCUCUACCCUGCUGCAAAAACGCAUCCUUUGGUGAAGGAUGUCCCAAGCCAAGGAGGAAGCCUUCAGUCCCCAUUAGUAAGGCAGACUGCAGAGGUCAAAGCAGAGAUUAAAGCAGAGGUCAAAGAAGCAACCAAAGCAGCUGCACUCCAGGAGGACUUCAAGCAGAAAAUUGCCGCCAUCUUGUUAAAAUAUUCCAAUGGCCUUUGGGCUAACGCUCUCCCAAAAGUGUAUGAAGACAUGUACAAAGCACCAUUACCUAAGGAUAUUUUGAACAGUCUUGACUGUCUCUCGGAUAUAUGUUCGGUGGAUUAUAUAUCUGAUAACCCAAAAAAGGCAAUCCUUUAUGCAAAGUCAAAACGGCUCACUGAUGAGAACCAGAAUGUUACUGGCAAAAUCCGGAUACAUGAAGAACUAAGACAACCAACUGAGCAACAGCCCACUGUGAUCAAGCAGGAGUCCCAAGAGGAGUAUUUGGAGAACAUAACCGUGCCCCCUUUAAUUAUCCCAGCAGAAACAUCACCAUCUGUGUUGGUGGUGGAACUGAGCUCUACAAAUGAAGUUGUUGUCAGGUAUGUGGGCAAAGACUAUUCUGCUGCCCAGGAAUCAAUGGAAGAUGAGAUGAAGGAUUGGUUUUGCCAGAACCCCUCUGUUUUGCAAAUGCAGUCUCCCAAAGUUGGACAGGUUGUUGCUGUGCCUGCAGUAGAAGAUGCUUGGUUGCGGGCACAGAUUAUUUCAACAGAAGGUGAUAGAACAAAGGUAUGCUAUGUUGAUUAUGGCUUUAGUGAAAUCAUUGAGAAUACCAGAGUGUACAAACUAGCCAAGCAUUUCUUUUCACUGCCAUUCCAGGCUUCAAAAUGUAGACUAGCAGGUUUAGAGGCCUUCUGCGAUGACCCUGCUAUGGUGAAAACGGUGGAGUCUCAAACCUGUGGCAAGAUAUUUGCUGUUGAAAUAUUAGAGAAAAGUGAAAUUCCCCUUGUCGUCCUAUAUGAUACUUCAGGAGAGGAUGAUAUCAACAUCAAUGCUACUUGCCUGAAGACACUUCUUGACAAAUCUCUUGAGCUUCACCUUCAGGUAGACACACUCUACAGAAAUGUCCAAGUAACCAAUGUUUGUUCAGAUGGAACUUUAUACUGCCAAGUGCCAUCCAACGGCAUGACCAAGCUCUCUGAAGUGUUACAGAAGCUGGAAAAUUAUUUCCACCACAAGCAGGUAACAGAGUAUUCGGUGUCGCUGCCUUACUGUGGCAUGAUCUGUCUGUUUAACUGUAAAGGAAAAUGGGCACGUGUGGAGAUAACAAGUGUUCAUAGCAGCCGAGCUCUUGAUGUACAAUUUAUGGAUACUGGAACAGUAGCAUCUGUAAAAGUAGUAGAGCUGAGAGAGAUUCCCCCAACAUUUCUACGUGAAAUCAUUGUAAUACCAGCACAGGCAACAAAAUGCUGCUUGGCUGACCUUCCUCUUAAUAUUGGCAUGUGGACUCCAGAUGCUGUACUUUGGCUGAGAGAUACAGUAUUAAAUUGUCCUGACUGCAGCAUUAAGGUGGUUAAACUGGAUGACAGGAUUGCACACAUCUAUUUAUUUACGCCAAAGAACUUCCUGGACCCAGAUCGUAGUAUAAAUAGGCAGAUCACUAAUGCCGACUUGUGGAAGCAUCAGAAGGACGUUUUCCUGAGUGCCUUUCCCAGUAGCUCCCUUCCUGCAAUGGGGGAAACGGACUUACCAGAGACAGCAUGUUCAGGUGUCAGGAGGGCAAUUGUAGAUUCACUUCCUCAUGCUUCAGAGCCCAGCAGUGCUGCAACAGCCUUGAAUAUGCCACCGCCUUUGCUGCUGGCUCAGCCUCAGGAGCAAAUGGAUGUUUAUGUCUCGCUGGCCUGCCACCCUGGUUACUUUGUCCUCCAGGCUUGGCAAGAGAUGCACAGUUUAGAAGUCCUGAUGGAAGAUAUGCUUUUAUACUACAGCACGGCAGAUGAGGGAACUACUGCUGUUGAAAAGAACAAACUCUAUGCUGCUAAAGUGAAAAACAAGUGGCAUAGGGUGUUAAUAAAAGGAAUGUUGGCAAAUGGGCUGGUGUCAGUAUAUGAGCUGGACUAUGGUAAACAUGAACUUGUUGGCAUCCAGAAUGUAAGGCCUCUGCUGGACAUGUUCAGAAAAUUGCCAUUUCAGGCCAUAACAGCCCAACUUGCAGGAACAGUGUCUCAACAGUGGUCAGAGGAGGCAUCAGUAGUCUUCCGAAAUCAUGUUGAGAAGAAACCACUUGUGGCGCAGAUGCAAACAGUUAUUGAUGGGGCUAAUCCAUGGGACCGCAAAGUUGUUGUCUACUUAGUUGACACAUCACAACCAGACACUGAUAUCUGGAUUCAUGAUAUUAUGACCCAAUAUUGUAUGGAAAUUUCAAAGGCAAAUUAAUCCUUUUCUAAAACUUUAGUAACAUCAGCAAUAAGAAUAUGUUAACAUAGCUGUGACCAUCAAAAUAAUAAUUGUGGUUUACUUUGGAUAUUUUGCACUGUUUAAUGCUAGAAUGUUACCUGUAUAAAUAAAUAUUUCUGUUAACUUACUCUGUUGGAACAAUUUCCUUCUGCUUCAGAUCAAGAGUCUAAAGGCAAGUUUGACUAUUCAUCAGCUGGCUAGAUGCAGACCUCAAAACAACUAGAUGCAGACCCCAAGACAACUUGAUCUGGAUCGUGGUGGCCCUUUUAUGUAAUGACAACUCCCAUUUAAAAGAUCUAAGAAUAGAUCUGACAAAAAACUUGCAAGAGCUGCUGCCAGUCAGAGGGGACAGCUCUGAGUUAAAUGAACCAGUGGUCUAAUUCUUUAUAAGACAUGAUCUAGAUUAUAGAAACUGUACAGUUAGAUGGCCCCAACUUUUUUAUGGAGCUGAACAUUCCUGGCCCUCUUUGUAGAACAGUAGCCCUUGAGAAUUAUAGCCUGGCCAGGGAUGGCCAACUUCUGUCUGCAUUGAUUAUAAGCCAGUGACACUACAGAUUUUUGUUCCGUGUUUCUCGCCGUCUAUUCCUCCUCCCAUUGGUGAACCUGGUUUAACCAAUUGUAGUUACAAAAAGAAAUGAAACUAGAGUAACUGAGCUUGACCAUCUUUUGACUCCUAAAAGUAUGCAGAAACAGCAUUUUUCUGAAUUCUUUCUUACAAAGCCCAUUUAUAUAACCUGGUUACAGUCACCUCUGUGGCUCCUGGUACUGUCUACAUCUCACAUGGUUAGGGUGGAUUGCGUGGUUAUCAGGCUACUGAUGUAUGUUUCAUUAUUUGAAAGUAUUCGUAUCUCACUCGUCAUCCGAAAAUGGGCUCCCAGUAUGGGUUAUGAAAAUCAGGCUUACAUUCUAAGACACAACACUAAAGGAAAAGGGAUUCUGAGGGAGGAGGAGAAAACCACAUUCAGGCACUAAUUUGUUGGUUACAGAGUUCUUUUAAUAACCAAUUAGAAUGGAAAGAAUUCAGUAAGGGGAGGAGCCAAGUUGCUAGUCUUUCAUCAGAGUUGAUGGAGAGGCUUUGUAGUUCCAUCUCUCCCUCUCCAUAGGCUGAUGGAAUGGCUGCUGCUAGAUGACAGUUGAGGGAGGAGCCUGAUGAAGAUAGGAAUGUAAUGCAGUGUAAAUACAUUCUGGAGCUAUAGACCAAGGAAAGGGAAUCUGUGGCCCUCCAUAUGUUUUGAUGACAACUCCCAUGAUUCCUGACCAUUGGCCAUGCUGGGUGGGGCUGAUAGAAGGUGCGAGGUUCAACAUCUGCCUCCCUGUGCUCCUACUGGGAGAAAGGGCGGGAUAUAAAUCAAAUAAAUAAAUACAUCUGGAGGAUCACACUUCCCCAUUCCUGCUGUAGAGAAAGGAAUCAGUGGAACUGGCCCAGUAAUUAGAGGAGAGUUGUUUCAUUAAACCUUGCCCCAACUUAGUUUUGUGAAUCAUUUUGCUAAUGUUUACUUGAAUAAGGCCCAUUUAACUCACUGGCACUUUCUUCCAACUAGACAUACAUAGGACUGUAUUGUUUAAUCUUGGAUUCUUUUUCCCCAAAGACAGUAUGGGAUGCCUUUUACAACUUUUGAAUAAAGCAUCUUUGGGUUUUGCAAUA